AUGAACUCCUUGAACAUCCUCUCGUCACGAGUCAUCGGCCAGUCGAUACCCGGCGCUACAAGACCACGCUCCCGAUCGCAAGGCGAGAUCUUUGGCUCCAGCCAAACGGAAGAUUACUCACGAGGCCGAUCACUCAGCGCGCAGGGCGUGGACGGGGUGAAGAGCUUACUGGGAUUUGCCGAUGGAGCAAAUACCAGUUCCGAGGAGCCAGACCGGGAUGACAAGGAAGAUCAUGUGAAGUCCUUGAGCGAAAAGACUCCAUUGUUGGAAAAGCCAUCCAAGCCUGACGUCUCCUUCUACAAGAGUAGGCUACAGAGCCUGGUGAAGAAGAUCGCCGCUGCACUGACGGCGCUGCUGACGACAAUCGGAGCUCCUGUGGUUUAUGCAGUCAGUUGCUUCAAGGAUGAAGGCGGACGCUAUUCUCCCUUUCUUCCAUUGAAGAGCGUCCGUCCUUUGUUCGGCGGCCGAAAGGCCACGACUUCGACCGCCACAGCUGUCGGGCUGUCAAACUUCAAGGCAAAAGUCAGCGAAGCCAAAACAAUCACGGGCAAGCGCAGCACAUAUACCGCAAAGCUGCGAAGCUCAGCAUCCAACGAAUCGUUGACGUCGAAUACUUCAGAGUCAGAAGCAGAAAAGAAGAAGACACGACCCCGGAGCUCGGAGAUCAGACACCCCAAGUCCAAGCAUGACGAUAAUGUACCCGCCAGACGAUCCAUACGCAUCCAGGAGUCCAAAACGGAAUCAUUUGAUAACCGCAAACAAAGGCGAAAAUCCAUCAUCAACGAAGAGCCAUUGACGCUUGACACGAUCAAAUCACCACUGUCGGCAUCACAGUCUCUCAAGAUCCACAAAUAUCCCCACGCCCCAGCACCUCCCCGCCCUCUAAUCCCCCGCCGCCAGCCCUCCUAUUCUAAUAUAAUCCCCCGAGCCCUCAACACCCGCUACCCCCGCUACCAAAAGACCCUGAUUCUCGAUCUCGACGAAACCCUAAUCCACUCCCUCGCCAAAGGCGGCCGCAUGUCCUCUGGCCACAUGGUCGAAGUCAAACUCAACGCGCCGAUCGGCCUGACCUCCUCCCCCAACACGCCCAUCAUCGGCCCGCAACACCCGAUCCUCUACUAUGUGCACAAACGGCCGCACUGCGACGAGUUCCUGCGUAAGGUCUGCCAGUGGUACAAGCUCGUCGUGUUCACCGCCAGCGUGCAGGAGUACGCUGAUCCGGUAGUGGAUUGGCUGGAGCAGGAGAGGAAGUUUUUCCAGGGCCGGUACUACCGACAGCAUUGUACGUUUCGGAAUGGGGCGUAUAUCAAGGAUUUGAGCAGUAUUGAACCGGACCUGAGCCGCGUGGCGAUUCUGGAUAAUAGUCCUAUGAGCUAUAUUUUUCAUGAAGGUACGUCCACGAUCGAUAUUGAUGAAUUGGGCGGGCUGAUAGACUAUGGCUGUGGCAUGGAGUCUGACACCGGAAACGCAGAUAAUGCCAUUCCAAUCGAAGGCUGGAUUAAUGAUCCCACGGAUAAUGAUCUCCUGCAUCUCAUCCCGUUGCUGGAGGCGCUGCAGUAUGUCACCGAUGUGCGGGCUUUGCUGGCGCUGAGAAGAGGCGAGGCGGAGGUACGGGGCGGAUCCUGA
Molecule: messenger RNA, 1626 nt
Organism: Endocarpon pusillum Z07020
Lineage: Eukaryota; Fungi; Ascomycota; Eurotiomycetes; Verrucariales; Verrucariaceae
Exons: 1
Coding region: 1-1626 (541 amino acids)
Molecular function (GO): protein serine/threonine phosphatase activity
Source: RefSeq, a predicted model, not a curated record